Molecule: messenger RNA, 3666 nt
Organism: Fraxinus pennsylvanica
Lineage: Eukaryota; Viridiplantae; Streptophyta; Magnoliopsida; Lamiales; Oleaceae
Source: the annotation of a GenBank genome assembly
AUGGCUAUCGGCGAAAUCUUUCUGAGCGCAAUUGUCUCUGUUUUGAUCACUAAGUUGGCUUCAGGGAACCUAAUGGAAUUUCUGCGUCGUCUAGGAAUCGAUGCCCAGCUGAAAGAAUGGCACACGAAGUUGCUGAUGAUUAAAGCGGUGCUUACUGAUGCAGAAAACAAGCAAACAGAAAAUGAAGCUGCAAAAGUGUGGCUAAAUGAUCUGGAGGAUUUGGCUUAUGAUCUUGAUGACUUACUAGAUGAGUUGAACACUGAAGCUUUGCAGCGCGAAUUAAAAGAAAAAAAAGACAGAACUGGAAUGGUACGGAAGCUUAUCCCUACUUGUUGUACUAAUUUCUCUUUCACUGAUUUCAUGUUUGAUCGCGGAAUUACUUCCAAGCUAAAAGAUAUCAGUGACCGAUUGGAGUUUCUAACCAAUCACAUUAGUAUCCUAAAUUUGGUGGAGAAUGUGAGGGGAAGGAGUGACAAAACUGGAAAAAGAUUGCAACUGACUUCGGUUGUGGAAGAAUCUGAAGUAUAUGGCAGAAAACAUGAUGAAAGGAAAAUACUCGAUUUAUUGUUGAGGGUUGAAUCAAAUGAUGGUCCAUUAUUAGUGAUUCCUAUAGUGGGCAUGGGAGGCAUCGGGAAAACAACUCUCGCCCAACUGGUCUACAAUGAUGAAAUAUUGCAGGGUAAGUUUGAUCUCAAGGCAUGGGUUUGGGUUUCAGAUGAAUUUGAUGCUCUUAAGAUAACAAAAACUAUUCUUAAGCAAGUUUCCUCUGAAAGGCGUGAUGAUGAUGAUGAUCUGAACAUGCUUCAGGUGGCACUAAAGGAAACACUUUCAAACAAAAGAUUUUUAAUGGUUUUAGAUGAUGUUUGGAAUGAAAAAUAUGGGGAUUGGGACAUCCUAAGUCGACCUUUCCUAGCUGGAAAAUCAGCUCAACAUUCACUUGAAGCUAAAACUUUUGAUGUACGCCCAGAUCUAAGAAAGAUUGGCGAGUCUGUGAUCAGAAGAUGUGUAAACUUGCCAUUGGCAGUGAAGGCUGUUGGCGGUAUUCUACGCACAAAAGAUAGCCCUACGGAAUGGGAAGGUGUUCUGAAUAGUGAGGUUUGGAUAGCUGAAGAACAUGGUGAAGUUCUUCCUGCCUUAAAACUCAGCUACCAAUAUCUUCCUCCUCAGUUGAAACAAUGUUUUGCUUACUGUGCUAUAAUUCCAAAGGGCUUCUACUUUUUGAAGUCCGAGCUAGUGUAUUAUUGGAUGGCUGAAGGUUUUCUGCAACAAUCACAAGAACAAAGGCCCAUGGAAGAAAUAGGCAGUGAUUAUUUUGAUGAACUUUUGGCUAGAUCGUUCUUCCAAAAAUCAACCUUCCGUACUUCACGUUUCUUUAUGCAUGACCUCAUCAAUGAUCUAGCUAUGUGUGUUGCUGGCGAAAAAUGUUUAAGGAUGUAUGAUAUGGUGAAGGACAAUCUUCAAUACAAGAUUUCUGGAAAGGUACGGCACUUGUCAUUCAUUCGCCAUUACUAUGAACCCUACCAUAGAUUUGAUUUUGUCAAUAGAAUUGAACAUUUGAGAACAUUUUUGCCACUGCCCAAAAUGAUGCAACGCGAUGUAAGAUUUUUCACAACCCAAAGAGUUUUUGGUGAAAUAUUGCCAAAAUUGUACUGCCUAAGAGUGCUGGUCUUGCACGGUUAUGAAAUAUACGUGCUGCCCAGUUCUAUUGGUGAUUUAAGACAUUUAAGGUACUUCGACUUGUCUAGAACACUACUCAAAUGGUUGCCAGACUCUCUAACCACUCUUUGUAACUUACAAGUAUUGAAUCUAGAAGGUUGUUCCAGACUUGCCAAAUUACCUGCAUGCAUAGGCAAUCUUACUACGCUUCGCCAUCUAAACAUUGCUAAUACUGAUGCAUUACACGAGUUACCUCAAGGAAUUUCUCAACUGAAAAAUUUACAGACAUUAUCGAAGUUGAUUGUGUGUGAAAGUGGUGGGCUGAAGAUAAAAGACUUGCGGAAUUUCUCACAUUUGAAAGGAGAAAUAUCUAUUGAGCAAUUGCAAAAUGUGGUGAAUGUUCAAGAAGCAACAGAUGCAAGGCUAAGGUACAACCCAAGCCUUAAUAAAAUAAGACUGAUAUGGAGUAGUGAGUUUGAUGAAUCACGAAAUGAAAUUCUUGAACUAAAUGUACUUGAUGCACUUAAACCCCAUGAAAACUUAUCAAGUCUGGAAAUUGAAUUUUAUGGUGGAGCAAAAUUUUCUAGUUGGAUUGGUGAUUUGUCAUUUUCUAAGUUGACAAAGAUAAGCUUCAAAUUUUGCGAAAACUGCACAACUUUGCCAGCAUUAGGGCACCUGCCUUCGCUCAAAGACUUGGACAUUCGAGGCAUGGAUAAAGUAAAGUUGAUUGGAAGUGAAUUUUAUGGAAACGUAUGCUAUGGAGAAUCACCAUUUCCAUCGCUAGAGAUUCUGACUUUUGAGGACAUGCCAGAAUGGGAGGAAUGGCAUGGAUUAGCACCCGAAGGAGAACAUGCCAUUGAAAUUCCUAAGCUUCGCAAAUUGCAUAUAGGUGGAUGUCCCAAAUUGGUUAUGCUUCCAGUUCUUUUUUUUCCAUCUCUUCAUGAACUAAGUGUGGAAUACUGUAAUGAAGUGGUACUAAAUUGCAUGCACAAUUUGACCUCUUUAACCAAUUUAAAAUUGAAAGAAAUUCUAGGGUUAACUUCAGUUUCAAAAGCAUUUAAACAGUUUCCAUUGAAACUUGAACAUUUUGAAAUCGAUGACUGUGAGGACUUAGCAACUCUGUGGCCAAGUGAAAGCAUUGUGCAAAGACUAGUCAAUGUACAAAUAGUAUCUGUUAGAAGGUGUCCUAAGCUCUUGUCCAUUCAAGAGAUUGGUGUUCUUCCUGUUAUUGGAUCUCUUGUUAUAGAGGAUUGUGCGUCUCUGGAGUUGUUUCCCAACAAUAUGUCUGCAUAUACAAGUUUGGGAAUCAGAAACUGUCCGUCGUUGAAGAUGAUGAUCACACUAGAGGAUUGCAGAACCUCACUUGAAUCUCUUAGCAUUGGAAGUUGGACAAAUUUAAAUUUAACAAAUUUAAUGGGUUGUCUUCACAAUUACUCAAGUCUCACUCGGCUGAGAAUAGUAUACUGUAAUGAUCUGGAGUCAUUUCCCCAAGAUGGCUUGCUCACUCCCAAUUUGAGAGAUCUUGUAAUAAUGUUUUGCCAAAAUCUCAAAUCCUUACCAGAUCGGAUGGAACAGCUAUUGUCCCUUGAGACCCUGCAGGUGGAUUGUUGUCCUUCACUAACAGAGUCCUUUCCCCAAGGGAAUAGUCCCCCCAAUCUGACCCAGCUUUCCAUCUUUAAUUGUGAGAAACUAAAGCCCCUGAAGGAAUGGGGCCUGCACAAACUCAAAUCUCUUCAUUCAUUCUCUCACAGUGGUGGAUAUCCCGAGUUGGUUUCAUUUUCUAAAAAUGACAAUGACCAAUACUAUAUGCUUCCUCAAUCUCUUACUCAAUUGUGCUUUUAUGACCUGCCGAAUCUUGAAACUCUAUCAAAUGGCUUCCAAAACCUCACAUCUCUUCGACAUUUAAAAGUCCACAAUUGCCCGAAGCUUGUGGCAUUGCCUUCGGAAGACCAGCUUGUCAGUCUUUGGAGCCUUGACAUUUUUGAUUGCCCGCUUCUUGAGAAACGUUGA